Messenger RNA from Gymnogyps californianus (California condor), 795 nucleotides. RefSeq names its product zinc finger SWIM-type containing 7 (gene ZSWIM7). Bases 58 to 480 code for a protein of 140 amino acids. The transcript is spliced from 6 exons. Gene Ontology annotation, cellular component: Shu complex. The record is from RefSeq and is a predicted model, not a curated record. NCBI's taxonomy places the organism in Eukaryota, Metazoa, Chordata, Aves, Accipitriformes, Cathartidae. Gene Ontology annotation, molecular function: zinc ion binding. Gene Ontology annotation, biological process: double-strand break repair via homologous recombination.
GCCCACGCGUGACGGGCUCCCGGCCCCCCGCUGAGCCAUGAGGCCAGUGCCAAUGAGAUGGAUAGUACCUUGCCAGCAGUAGCAGAAGAGCUUUUGAAAGAGAUCAAAAAGGCUUUUCAGGAGACCUCACAUGUCCCCGAUGACCUGCUGCUGGGGCUGAAGUUCAUAUUUGGCCCAUCUGCUGUCCCAGCGUUGGAUUUGGUGGAUCAGCGUUCUGUCACCCGAGUCAUGUCCCCCAGCGGAAGGACUGCAUACCAGGUCCUUGGGAGCUCAGGCAAACUCUACACCUGCUACAGUUCCUGCCACUUCUGCACGUGUCCCGCUUUUGGUUUUACUGUAUUGCAGAAGAGCGAGAGCCUUCUGUGCAAACAUAUACUUGCCGUCUACCUCAGUCGGGCCAUGGGAGCCUGCCAGGAACUAACUGUCUCCGAGGAGCAGCUCACAAGCAUCUUACUGGCUGAGGAAGAGGAUGAAGGAUGAAGGAUUUGGAUCACAUGCGGAUGUGCUUUCUGUGUACCCUCCUGGCUGUGUAGCUGACGUUUUUCGUAUCUACAAGUCUGUCAAAUGUUCAUCGUGGAUGAUAGGUUUCUUCCUGUGCUGCAGCCAAGUGUGACAUUAAUUAGCAGCCUUACACUGACAGAUUAAUUAAUAAAUGUUAAGAAGCCUGUGUUGACUUCAGUUUCAUUUAUUUAGGCUAUUCUUGGGAUUUCUGAAGAUCUUUGAACUAAUCUGUAAUAUUGUGUGCUUGUAAUGUGGGGAUACAAACAGUCCCGCAGGUCUCUUAGUGAUCCAUUA